CACCUGGAUGUGUAUACCCUACUGUCUGUAUGCAUACACAUAUACACACCUGGAUGUGUACAACAUACACACUCCUGGAUGUGUACACCCUACUGUCUGUAUGCAUACACAUAGACACACAUAUACACACCUGGAUGUGUACAACACACCCACUCCUGGAUGUGUACACCCUACUGUCUGUAUGCAUACACAUAUACACACCUGGAUGUGUACAACAUACACACUCCUGGAUGUGUACACCCUACUGUCUGUAUGCAUACACAUAGACACACAUAUACACACCUGGAUGUGUACAACACACCCACUCCUGGAUGUGUACACCCUACUGUCUGUAUGCAUACACAUAGACACACAUAUACACACCUGGAUGUGUACAACAUACACACUCCUGGAUGUGUACACCCUACUGUCUGUAUGCAUACACAUAGACACACAUAUACACACCUGGAUGUGUACAACACACCCACUCCUGGAUGUGUACACCCUACUGUCUGUAUGCAUACACAUAGACACACAUAUACACACCUGGAUGUGUACAACAUACACACUCCUGGAUGUGUACACCCUACUGUCUGUAUGCAUACACAUAGACACACAUAUACACACCUGGAUGUGUACAACACACCCUCCUGGAUGUGUACACCCUACUGUCUGUAUGCAUACACAUAGACACACAUAUACACACCUGGAUGUGUACAACAUACACACUCCUGGAUGUGUACACCCUACUGUCUGUAUGCAUACACAUAGACACACAUAUACACACCUGGAUGUGUACAACACACCCACUCCUGGAUGUGUACACCCUACUGUCUGUAUGCAUACACAUAUACACACCUGGAUGUGUACAACAUACACACUCCUGGAUGUGUACACCCUACUGUCUGUAUGCAUACACAUAGAUACACAUAUACACACCUGGAUGUGUACAACACACACACACCUGGAUGUGUACAACACACACACACCUGGAUGUGUACACCCUACUGUCUGUAUGCAUACACAUAGACACACAUAUACACACCUGGAUGUGUACAACACACCCACUCCUGGAUGUGUAUACACUACUGUCUGUAUGCAUACACAUACACACACAUAUACACACCUGGAUGUGUACAACAUACACACACCUGGAUGUGUACACCCUACUGUCUGUAUGCAUACACAUAGACACACAUAUACACACCUGGAUGUGUACAACACACACACACCUGGAUGUGUAUACACUACUGUCUGUAUGCAUACACAUAGACACACAUAUACACACCUGGAUGUGUACAACACACCCACUCCUGGAUGUGUAUACACUACUGUCUGUAUGCAUACACAUAGACACACAUAUACACACCUGGAUGUGUACAACACACCCACUCCUGGAUGUGUAUACACUACUGUCUAUGCAUACACAUAGACACACAUAUACACACCUGGAUGUGUACAACACACACACACCUGGAUGUGUAUACACUACUGUCUGUAUGCAUACACAUAGACACAUAUACACACCUGGAUGUGUACAACAUACACACUCCUGGAUGUGUACACCCUACUGUCUGUAUGCAUACACAUAGACACAUAUACACACCUGGAUGUGUACAACACACCCACUCCUGGAUGUGGAUACCCUACUGUCUGUAUGCAUACACAUAGACACACAUAUACACACCUGGAUGUGUACAACACACACACACCUGGAUGUGUACACCCUACUGUCUGUAUGCAUACACAUAGACACACAUAUACACACCUGGAUGUGUACAACACACCCACCCCUGGAUGUGUAUACACUACUGUCUGUAUGCAUACACAUACAAACACAUAUACACACCUGGAUGUGUACAACACACACACACCUGGAUGUGUAUACACUACUGUCUGUAUGCAUACACAUAGACACACAUAUACACACCUGGAUGUGUACAACACACCCACUCCUGGAUGUGUAUACACUACUGUCUGUAUGCAUACACAUACACACACAUAUACACACCUGGAUGUGUACAACACACCCACUCCUGGAUGUGUAUACACUACUGUCUGUAUGCAUACACAUAGACACACAUAUACACACCUGGAUGUGUACAACACACACACACCUGGAUGUGUAUACACUACUGUCUG
Octopus sinensis (East Asian common octopus) is the source of this 2121-nucleotide messenger RNA. RefSeq lists its product as uncharacterized. Bases 8 to 1411 code for a protein of 467 amino acids. The record is from RefSeq and is a predicted model, not a curated record. NCBI's taxonomy places the organism in Eukaryota, Metazoa, Mollusca, Cephalopoda, Octopoda, Octopodidae. The transcript has 5 exons.